Mobula hypostoma (lesser devil ray) is the source of this 1265-nucleotide messenger RNA. Its product is annotated as tumor necrosis factor ligand superfamily member 13B-like. Bases 52 to 870 code for a protein of 272 amino acids. The transcript has 7 exons. Lineage: Eukaryota; Metazoa; Chordata; Chondrichthyes; Myliobatiformes; Myliobatidae. Gene Ontology annotation, biological process: positive regulation of B cell proliferation; immune response. Gene Ontology annotation, molecular function: tumor necrosis factor receptor binding; receptor ligand activity. The record is from RefSeq and is a predicted model, not a curated record. Gene Ontology annotation, cellular component: membrane.
GAAUUGUAUCAGAGUGACUGGAACUAAGAAAGAAAAACUAAUUAAGUUACAAUGCGACCCAAAUACUGGAAUAAUUUACCGGAAUCAAGGACCAGAUCUAUCAUGAGAGGGUUUGUUUUAACUGUUGUUAUCCUCUUCUUGGCUGUGUUAUGUUGUUUGACACUGCUGGUAAUACUGAUGCAGCAAAUAACUGAUCUACGAAACGAACUGGCGAAUGUCCAUAAACAGCUUCAUGUUUUUAACAAGAGGACCAGAGUUAAUGUUGAGGAUAGCUCAAUGCUGCAUGAAAAGGAAAUGGAAGAUCUGCCUGAAAAUCUAAAAAAUGACAAUAAUGCCCGAUUCCAAAUAAGAGAACAGUUAACCACACUGAAUGACAACAGCCAUGAAACCACAAGUCUUAGAAGAAGGAGAGAUACAAGACCUUGUGAAAAACAGCUGUCUUUCCUGCAACUGAUGCCUGACACUGAAAGAAGCACGAUUCAGCAAGCAGGUGAUUCAACUUUUAUUCCUUGGACUGUGGCUUCUCAGAAGGGAGAGGCUUUGGCAAAAAAAUUCGAUAAUAUACUUGUGAAAGAAGAAGGCUUUUAUACUGUGUACAGUCAGGUUCUGUACUAUGAUAACUGCAUGGUUAUGGGUCAUGUUGUACGGAGAAAGAAGAUUAAUGUGACUGGGAAUGAAAAGCAUAUGAUUACCUUAUUUCGGUGCAUACAAAACAUGCCAAACAACACAUCCAGUAAUAGCUGUUUCACUGCUGGAAUUGUGAAGCUUGAUAAAGGAGAUGAGCUGGAGCUUGUAUUACCAUCCCGUCCACAUGCUCAGAUAUCCAUGGAGAAGGAUUCAACAUUCUUUGGUGUCAUACAGCUUUUAUGAAUCAACCGAUAAAGAGCACAAUUUCCAGCAUCUACAAUUCUUUGAUCUUCUGCACUAGGAUUACACUGACAUCAAGUCAUAAGUUCUGCAUAACAACAUUCACUUCUGUACGUCUAAAGUAAUGGAUAUAAGAAAGGAAUAAGGUUCAUACAGAAACUGGAAGAUGUACCCCAAAAUAUAUGGCCUAGAGACUUUUGAAAUGGAAUGAAUUAGUUCCAGUUCAUGGAAUCUCCUUGACCAUCAAAGCAGACACUGAUGAUGACAUGAAGGAAAUGAAGAAGAUGGAACAACAGCUUUAGCAGAGGAGCAAAGAGUGUCGGUGAAGUAUAUGGUUAGUGCAAUUACUGAAGUUGGUUAAAUGCAAAAUUUGAAUUCAAUAAAAAUUGCUUUAUCAC